Populus nigra (black poplar) is the source of this 2546-nucleotide messenger RNA. RefSeq names its product chromatin assembly factor 1 subunit FAS1-like. The record is from RefSeq and is a predicted model, not a curated record. NCBI's taxonomy places the organism in Eukaryota, Viridiplantae, Streptophyta, Magnoliopsida, Malpighiales, Salicaceae. Gene Ontology annotation, biological process: nucleosome assembly. Gene Ontology annotation, cellular component: nucleus; CAF-1 complex.
UUAUAUCCCAUUUUUCAAAUAAAAAACGAAAAUCUAAAAAGAAAAAGAAAAAGAAACAAGAUAAUUAAAAGAAGAGAGGGAGAAAUGAAAUCGCGGGCUCCUCCUUGCCCGAGAAGCACAUUGAAGAAGAAAACCCCAUAGUUCAAGUAAACACUGUCGUAUCUUCCUUUCCACAACAACAAAAAAAAAUCCCAAAGAUUGGGGUUUUGAUUUGGAGCGAAGGCAAUGGCCGAAGUGGUGAAGAUGGCAAUCGACGGCGAAGAUGAGUCUAAACCGAACGGCCAAGAUCAACCAAAGAAGACCCUGAAGAGAAAGCGAGCAACAUUAACACCAAAACAGCAGCAACAACUUUUGAACAUAAGAGGUGAACAGAAAGGAGCCAAGAUUGAGGAAUUAAAGAGAGAAAUGAAAGGGCUAUUUAGGUAUUACAAAGAAACGACGAGUCAAAAAAAGGGUUUUGGGUUUGGUGUAGAUUUGAGUGGAAAUGAGUGUGGUAAUGUGAAUGUGAUGGUGGGUUUGUUAAUGGAAGAGACUGGCAUGUCGUUUACCAAAUUGGCGGGGGAAAUUUAUAAGAAGUUAGUGGAAAUGAGUGGGAAUUUGACUGUUGUAGUAGUGAAAAAUGCGGUGUUGUUUGUUGGUCAAAGAGUAAUAUACGGUGUGCCUAAUGUCGAUGCUGAUAUUUUAGAGGACGAGACUCGUUCUUCUUGGUGCUGAGAGACAAGAGACUUCAAGCUAAUGCCGAAAUCUGUCCAUGGAGCGUUGAAAAUUAGGCGCACGUGUCGGAAAAAGAUUCAUGACAGGAUUGCUGUUGUUUCUGAAAUGAUAACUGCAUUACAAAAGCAAGAGACUGAUCAAAAUUACGAGAGUGUUUUAAUAAAAUCAUCAGAGAAGCUUGGCAAAGUUUUAACAGAGGCAGACAUUCGAUUGUUAAUCGAUGGCUUGUUACAGAAGAAUGGAGCAGAGAUAGCUGACAAGGAAGCAAAACAAGAAGAGAAACUGCUCGUCAAGCAAUUGAAGAAAAAUAAACGAGAAGAGGAAAAGGAGAAAAAAAGGAUGGACCUUGAACUUUAAAAGGAAAAGAGACAAACUAUGUGUCCAAUCCUCUCCCUUUUUUCAUUAGUACGAAUUGCUGUCAUGUGCUUUAUCUGCCUAUGGAAAUGGGAACAAUUUUUCUUGGGUCAUAUUAUCCAUUUAAAAUGAAAUAUUUAUUCCAUUUUCUUUCAUACAGUUGUGCGUGAGAAUGUUUUGCUAAGUUUUGUAAUAUUUUUGCAGUUUGUUGUUAUAUUCAUAUUAUUCAUUUAAUUUAUUCCAGGAAAAAGAGCAAAAGCGAUUGCAAGAGGAGGCAGAAAAGGAUGAACGGCGUCGUGAAAGGGAAGAGUCUGAAAUUAAAAGACAGUUGAAAAGGCAGCAAGAGGAAGUGGAGAAGGCACAGCGGCGCAAAGAGAAGGAAGAAGCUGAGUUGAAAAGGCAAGUGGCUAUACAGAAGCAAGCUUCAAUGAUGGAACGCUUUCUAAAAAGAAUCAAAAGUAAUUCCCUAUGUCAGAAUGACCAGACUUCAACUAAAGCAACCGCUUUUGAUUCAUCAAGCAAAGAAAGUAAAAGGAUUGCUGAGGCAAUUACUCAACUGAUGGACUGUGCUCUUUCAUCAAAUGAUAACAUUACAGCUGACGACAUUCGCAAGUAGGUUAUGCACUCCCCAACCUGCCCUCCCAUAUUUUUGCUUACACUAACUUAAACUUCCUAAGUAGAUGAAUUUCUGAUGACUGGUUUUAAAAACGCUUUUAAAAUACAACUCCUGUGUUUUAGUUGUUCUUCCUCGAGUUUAGUCAACACUUGGGGCCUAUGUAUUUUGGCUUCUAAUCGAAAUGCUGACAGCUUUUGCAAAUAGAAUAGCUUGGUUUGGUAGAGGGAGAACAAGUCAAACUGUUUGAAAUUCCAAGAAAUUAUAGCAGAAAUUUUCACGUGCAAGAUUUAAAAUGGUAUCAAAUCUCUGCAAAGAAUGAAGAUGCUGAGAUCCAAUGCCUAGUUGUGACGGCUGGAAGUGGUUGAAAUAAUAGAUCAACCAAUGAUAUACUGGCAAUGGCAAUUGAGUUCGAGUAAGGAAUUAUGAUAUGCAACCUCCCUAGAAUGUUGAAUCAAGGGUCUCCGUUCUUGCUUUUAUAAGUGCAGGUUAAGAAAGAAGUUUUGGACGGGGUUGGCGUUAGAAUUUCACCAGAAAAGGCCAGGGGAUGAAAGACAUAUCUAUAUUUCUCUUGAGAGGUGUUUGCCUCCUGCUGGUAAAAGCUCGACUCCUAAUGGGUCCUCGCCUCCGUCGCUUAAACAUGGUUUAGUUGCUGAGGGGCCAGCAAAUCUGCACGGACAGCCAGCCAUAGCCUUCUUCUCUGGAUCAUCUUUGGCCUUUCAAUUUUUUCUCCUCUAAAUUUUCCCCACAUUUGGGCCACAUUCUGUGGCAUGUAAUUACAAAUCAUCUCGAGAAACUCAGCAUUAGUAAAGUUUUUGUUGUAAAUCAUACAGUUGAAUAUACGGUGAUUAAACUUUUGGCCUAA